Molecule: messenger RNA, 1479 nt
Organism: Paramuricea clavata
Lineage: Eukaryota; Metazoa; Cnidaria; Anthozoa; Malacalcyonacea; Plexauridae
Source: the annotation of a GenBank genome assembly
AUGGAGGAAGUUCCUGUACGCGUAGCGGUGAGGGUAUGUUGAAAAUCAGUGCUUUUUGGAGCUUUUGACAUUUUAUAUAUAUGUUUAUGACAUAUUGACAUUUUAUAUUUACUAUCAGUUAGUCUUUGUAUUAUGUUGUUUGUUAAUUUUUUAUUGAAUCGACAUUGGAUGAAAUUAAUGUAAUAGGGGAAUUUGGAUGCUAUAAACUGAAAGGGAAAGCCAGCUCACUUAUAGAAAAACCCGGGAAGAACCAUAGAAGAAGAACCAUAGAACCAUAGAACCCCAUAGAAGGUCAAUCUUUUACAGAGUCUGUAGUUAUACAGACUGGCUUUUGCUUUGCACAGGGUCUCAAAAUUGUAGCAGCAGAAUUGUAACUUGAGUCGGUGUUUACGUCUACAAAAAUUUUAACUCGCUCACGCCAUCCUGGGUAGUACGUACAGCCGGAAGUUUUUAUAAGGUUUUGGCAGGUACAAAGCGGUUGUACUAGCCAGGAUGGCGUGAUUGAUGACGAAUCGCUUGUAAAAUUGGGGACAAAUACUAGCUUGAGUGAGACCUCUGGUGUACCUUCCUAUUCUACAGGGUCACAGAGUGUUUUUAAAUGUCAGAUAUUUUCAUAGAAGUAUUUAUGACUGAAAGUGUUUUUGUCAAAUAGAAGGAUCAGAAAUCUGCUUGGUUCUUGGUUCACAAAGGCAUAUUUUGAGCAGAUUUUUCUGAAAUUAUUUGCAAUAUAUUUUACAAAUACACGCUUCCAGUAAGUACUGCAUAUUUUUGGCUAUAGAGGCUUGUUUUUGCGAUUGAGACGUUAGGCUUAACUAACAUCUCAUACACAAAACUGAGGCUCUAUGGCCAAGGUGACAUAUUUUACGGAAGGGUGUAUUUGAAAAAAUUUGAGCCAAUUUCUCAGUUUAUUAUUUUACUCUGCCUAAUGCCUGCAUACUAAUGUUUAAAGUAAAUUAAUGUAGUCCCUGAACAAAUUACAAUUUCCUGAUAUAAGGUUUAGGCAUUCCAGAUAUAUAAUGUAAGUCCAAGUUAUUCCUAUUUUAUCCAGGUGAGGCCACUUGUAGGCCAAGAGAAGACCCACAAUGUCCCCAAGUGUAUCACAUUUGUACCUGAUAAACCCCAGUUGAUCCUCGGGAAAGACAAAGCGUUCACAUUUGACUAUGUAUUUCAACCUUCGGUCACUCAGGUGGGUUGAGGUCUAAAUUUCAUGUAACUAACUUUAUUUAUACUGGAUAACUCUAUCAGUUCUAAACUGUUUUCCCUAGAGGUCCAGUAAGGAUAAUUUCUUAUUGAUCCAGUGUUAUUAUAGGAGGAAACCUAAACUACACUAGUCUAACUUAUUUGCAGGUUAAUAAGUUGCUUAUCUAUUAAGUAAUUGUUACAUUUUUCUAGUCUGAAGUUUAUAAAACUUGUGUUGAACCAUUGGUUGAAGGAUGUUUUGAAGGCUACAAUGCCACUGUUUUUGCAUAUGGACAAACA